This is a messenger RNA of Anastrepha obliqua, 2014 nucleotides long. RefSeq names its product islet cell autoantigen 1 (gene ICA69). Gene Ontology annotation, molecular function: protein domain specific binding. Gene Ontology annotation, biological process: regulation of transport. Gene Ontology annotation, cellular component: Golgi apparatus. NCBI's taxonomy places the organism in Eukaryota, Metazoa, Arthropoda, Insecta, Diptera, Tephritidae. The transcript is spliced from 4 exons. The coding region runs from base 277 to 1512 and encodes 411 amino acids. The record is from RefSeq and is a predicted model, not a curated record.
AAGCCAACAACUUCGAAAUUCAUUUCCGUCAGUUAAAUAAAAUAUAAUAAUUGCUUAUAUAAUGUAACAAAACAAAAAAAAAAAUUCAGAACAAAAGAAAAGUCGUGAAUAUUAAUGCACUCGAAUAGUGCUUAAAAUAUGGUAUCACUCCAAAUUUUGACUUUAAUUUAUUUACGCGCAGGCGCCGUGCUAAUAAUGCCAUUUAAUGACAGAGCACCAGUAUAAUUUCACAUAGACGGCUAAAGUGCAUAUAUUUUUCCAAGAAGAUAAACUGCUAUGCUGCAUCAUCAAUUUUGGAUAACGAAAAAAACCGUGCAACGUAAACUUGGCACCAAGGAAGAUGAAUACAUUAUAUCCUCGGAUGCAGAUCUCGAUGCAAAAAUCGAGGUGUUCAAGUCAAUAGCAAACACCAGCUUUGAAUUGGGAAAAAUCAUUGACCAGCUGCAGGAAAGAUUGUGUAUUUUGUCGCAGGAGGAAUGUGUGUUCGGACGUUUUCUCAAAGAAGUAGGAAAACGGAGCAAGACUACUGGUCAAAGUAUUACAAAUACGGGAAAGGCUGUUUCGUACAGUGGGCAACAGCGUAUGUGUGUGCGUGUACCAUUGCUACGACUGCAUCACGAAGUUGAGGUUUUUCGAAGCAGAGCGGUACGCGAUACACAGGCCACGUUGCAGACAAUGGAAAAAGAACGCACUGAAUAUCGUGCUGCGCUUUCUUGGAUGAAGUCGGCCAGCACGGAGUUAGAUCCGGAUACGGGAAAAGGGUUGGACAAAUUUCGUACAGCACAAACACAUGUGCGUGCAGCCAAGCAUAAUUUCGAUAGCCUUUCAAUGGAUUCCAUACAGAAAAUUGAUUUGUUAGCUGCGGCCAGGUGCAAUAUGUAUUCACACGCAUUGGUUUCAUAUAUGAGCGAAUUAAAGGAGUUCGCACAGAAAACAUCAAGUACAUUUGAAACAAUUUCCAAGUCUUUGCUGCAAAAACCUAAAUAUGAUUUUUGUGUGCUCAAGGAGCUAACUCAAAAUGAAGGUCUUGCCGAUGAUGAAAAAAUCGACGACAUUGUGGCGUUGGAUAAAGAUCAGUCGCUGUUCUUUGAGAGUGAAUAUAGCGAUGAAAAGCAUAAACAAAGCGAAAAUAAAGAUGCGAAAACUGAUAUAUUGGAGACUGUUGCAGCGAAUGAUAACACUCUGAUUGAAUUGACGCCUAAUGUUGAUGAUGAACAUAUAAUACCAUCCGAGCCAAUUGACCAAAGCAAUACAGCUACGAACCAAAGUAUUUGGUCUGGCCUAUGGCCACUUGGUCAGAUCGGUAAUAAUAAUAAUAACGUCAAACCAAAUACCAUGAAUUCACCGGCUCAAAAUAUGAAUACAACAGAAAAGACCACCUCUGAAACUCUAGCUAAAACAACGAAGUCUACUAAUUGGAUGGAUCUUUUUGCAGAGUUGGACCCUUUAGCUAAUCCCGAGGCAUUUGAUUUGAAACUCAGUGGGGGCCGUGUAAAUGCACAACAAAUAUAAAUUGUUUUGAAACACAUAUUUUGUAUUGCACAUAAAACUUCAUUUGUGCAUUGCCAAUAGAUAGCAAUGAUUGAAAUUGUUUUUAAUGUAAUUUGGACACUAAUGAAAAUAUCUUUUUUUACAGAAAAAAAUUCAUCUUAGAUAUAAGCUUUCUUCUUGGUAUUAUUUUAUCGCGGAAAAGUGUACUUUUCAUUUAAUGUUUCGGAACUUCUCCAAUUACUUAUUUCAAUCAAACCCUAACAAAUACUUACGCAUGAGAAAUAUACUUUUUCGCUAAUAAAUUAGUACAAUAAGUUAACCACGAAAUGUAUCGGCUGUCAGUAAGCUGUUUUAUUUUAUUGUUAGCGACAUUAACACUUCACAACUAACUAGUGCUUGAUUGUCACCAUUAAAGUACAAGUAUAAUGCGCCAUUAAUCACAAUACUAUUUCUCUCUAUAUGAUUUAACGUGUGUUUAUUUGAAUUAUAUUACAUAAAAUCCUUUAAAGGGACAAAUAAAUAA